CUUUUCGCUAAGCCAUCUAGAAUCCAUAUCAUCUUUGUAAUUUUUAUUGUUGAUGUAUAAUGACGUAUUCGUGAAAAAUUAGCUGCCGAUAAAUUCGAUAGCCGGUAACGAAAAUUCUGAAGAAUUAUGGUAAUGUCGUGGUGGAAAGGCUUUCCUGCUCUACUGGUUAUUGCCUCUUUAGUUGGUAGUACCGAAUUGCCUUCUUCUGACAUUACAAUUUCCGUAGAACGGGUAAUCGAUAUAUCAACGCAGAUAGUAAAAGUAACCGAUAAAUAUGAAGUAACAAAUGAAGGCAGUAAGGAAAUCAAUAGUUUUGUACACUUAGUCCAUGAAAAGGAGCACUUGCGGCUUGCAUACAUUUCUGCGAUUGUUUCGAAAAAAGAUACGGGAUUAAAAGUGUCACUUAUCGACCAUGGAAGGGACAGUAUAAAAGAAGGAUUUGUGGCCUACAAGAUUGAAUUACAAAAUGCUAUUCCGCCAAACGGCAAAACUGUUGUUACCGUGGAGUAUCAACUGACAGAAUAUUUGGAACCACAUCCAAAGAGGAUCACUCAAGCUGAAUCACAGUUUGUUGUUUACAAAGGGAAUGCACAUGUUCCGAGUAUUUAUCCAGUGAAACAGGAGAAAACUGUGGUACUUUUGCCUAGCGGAAAACUUGAAUCUCGUACAACAGUUCCACCAACAUCAGUUGACAAUGGCAAAAUAAUUUAUGGGCCAUAUAUAGACCAGAAACCGUAUGCGGUGGUGGAAGUUGUUGUGCACUAUGAAAACAACACGCCGUUCAUUGUAGCAACUGAUGUUGUGAGAGUGAUUGAAGUUUCACAUUGGGGUAAUAUUGCUGUAGAAGAGGCGAUCAACGUUGUUCAUAAGGGAGCAGAAUUAAAGGGUUCAUUUUCUCGUCUUGAUUUCCAAAUGGAUCGAAGAGGCAGUAAAAGGCCAGUGGUAACUCAAUAUAAAACUUUAUUACCAGCAUCGGCGAAGGAUAUUUAUUAUCGCGACGAAAUUGGUAACAUCUCUACUUCAGCCGUGCGGAAAAUGACAGAUGUUGUUGAAUUAAUUGUACAACCACGUUUUCCAUUGUUCGGUGGGUGGAAAACGGAUUAUGUACUGGGUUACAACGUUCCAGCUUAUCAAUAUCUUUAUUCAUCAGGCAAUAAAUUUGCACUGAAGAUGCGUAUUGUUGAUCAUCUGUUCGACGACGCCGUUAUUAAGAAUUUGAAGUUGAAAAUUAUACUACCAGAAGGGAGUAAGGACUUCAAACUGACAACACCAUAUCCAAUGACGAGACAUCCAGAUGAGUUACAUUUCACAUACCUGGACACUACUGGCCGCCCUGUCAUCACAGUCGAAAAAGAUAACCUCGUUGAUUUCCACAUUCAAAUGUUCACUUUGCACUACGAAUUUGACCGCAUGCAACUUUGGAGAGAACCUUUCCUUGCUUGUGCCGCUUUUGCAACUUUGUUUGUUGCAGUUAUCAUAUAUGUUCGAUUGGAUUUCACAAUCUGGCCUGACGUUGCAACAGAAAGUCGGUUGCAAGCGCAAGGACAAGUGGAACAGCUAACAGAUCUACAUGCUGAUCGAUUGAAAAUUUACGACCAUUUUGCGGAUGCUGUGAACAAAUUCAAGAAUAAUAAGGAUCUGGCUGCAUUUACAACAGCAAGGAAAAAGGCAGAGAAUGAUCUGAAAAACGUUGGACAGGCUAUCGCUGAUCUGCAGAGCGAAUUGAAAUCUACAAACGCUGACAUAUCUGACAAGUUAAACGAAGUCAAUAAAAUGCACAAACUAACGAUGGAUGUUAUAAACAAUUAUUUGGGACAAACGGAACGCUUCAUUAAAGGACAGCUUUCUAAAGUGGCUUUCGCCGAUGCAGAAAAGUCGUAUGCACAAAAGCUGAAUGAAGCAAAGCAAAGAAUGGAUUCUGUAAUUUAUGCUCUGUAGGUUACACAUAUGGACGGAGUUAUAAUGAAAAUAUUUAAAAUUCGAAGUUAGUUACUACACGCGAUGUAAUUGAUAAAUUCGUUUGAACUAAAAUUGAUUUCGGAAAGAGCCUUUCUCCAGUGUUGAUUACAUCACAGAUUGCUACCUCUUUUAGUUUUGAAUUGUUGCUAAAGCAUAAAAUGUGUUUGUGAUUCCUUUUCAUCCUGGUUGAAAUUUGGAGAAAUGUUGUGGUAUAAGUAAUGUAACGAGUGGGUGAUUGUUGUAUUUUUCGUUACUAUUUAUUCAACAUUUCAUUCAUUAAAUUAUAAAUCUUUUCUCAUAAACACGUUAGGAUUAUCUUUAUUUCCUGUAGAAGUUUAUUAAGAAUUUUCCGUCUGAUUUUUUAUUUGAUUGUUAUUUUCAUUGCAAGUCCAAUGACAAAUAGCUCACUUAGCUCGGGAUGUUCUCUAGUGCAAUUUCGGAAAUAAUGAAGACAAAUACAGUGUUAAUCAUAGAUCGUAUGAUAAUUUGAUAACUUAGGAUUCAGAGGAUUUUUUUCUUUAUUACGUGUAAAUUUAACGUUGGAAGUUUAUUGUUGAGGUGAACUUGAAGUUUUCUAUUAUUUUCUUUUUUGUUGCUAUAUAUGGUCAAUUGUAAGAGCAUAAAUUCUGCUAAGCG
Loa loa (African eye worm) is the source of this 2595-nucleotide messenger RNA. RefSeq names its product ribophorin I family protein. Gene Ontology annotation, cellular component: oligosaccharyltransferase complex; membrane. The transcript is spliced from 13 exons. The record is from RefSeq and is a predicted model, not a curated record. Bases 127 to 1938 code for a protein of 603 amino acids. Lineage: Eukaryota; Metazoa; Nematoda; Chromadorea; Rhabditida; Onchocercidae.